AUGAAACUUCUCUACAUAUGUGACACACGCUUUUGCAUGUUCAACUCGAGGGAGAAAAAAUACUUGUUCAAAUAUUGGGCCUACUCCUUGCAGGAUUUGCUCAAUAAUAGCAGUCAGAGGGGCAUUCAACUAUGGCUCGUGUGCAUAAACCUCAUUGACUACAUCGACGUGCUAACCUUCUCUGACCCGUUCGACUACGAAAAUGUGAAAAGGGCAUUGGAAAAUAUAUCUCCUCAUUUUGAUUUAAGUGAAAAGAAUUCCAGACAGGGCAAUGAAAUGGCAGUGGAUCCCCUGAUAGCCUUCUUGAGGAACAGUGAAAACAGGGAAACAAUUAAGGAGUGCGACAAAGUCGCCAUUUUAUCCUGCAAUAUUCACCUAUGGGAGGACAGAGUUCCCGAACUGACACUUCUCGCGGAUGCAUUCCAAACCAGCAUGUGUAAAUUUUACCUCUUCAAUGUACAUAAAAGCGCAGAAGACGGAAAGAACAAACUACCUCAGCUGAGCCGUGCGUUGGGGGAGUAUCCAAACUUCUUCGUCAAAAAUGUCAAAUUGAAUAAAAUAGAUAUUUUGCAAGUGUCAAAGGAGAUACUAUCUAUCACGUUUGUUGUUUCGUUCACCCUGAGCUUACAGAAUAAGCUCGUACUGAAGUGUGAGGGAAGACCCCUGGUGGCAGAAGUGGGACGCUCUGCCUUCGUCGGCCUGAGCAAAUUCCCCAUUGCGUUUGACAUACGGGCAAAGGCGCUAAAGGAUGGCAUCUCACAACACUUGAUAUAUGGGAUACCCAUAUUUUUAAGCGACACACCUGGGGCUGGAGAAAAUUUAGUUUCGCUGGAACGCCUAUCGAGGGAACUCCACGAAAAUGAACAAGUUAUCAUCCUGAGAUCGAACAUAAACCCGACGGAUUUAAAAACGCACGAGAAAGAGGUUCGAUUCUUAUGGGUUGGGACUCCAAUGACAAAGGCGGAGGCGACUGUGGCCCUAUGUUUGCACGGAUUAGCUACCCAAGAAACGUAUUCCCUGUCAAUCGAGGAAUUUUACAAAGAACACGUUGAAGAAAAAAAUGAGCACCUCUCAGACGCAAAGAUAAAGGAAAUAUUUAACUUUUUAAUUUUGGUGGACGAGUUUAACCCCUUGGACUACAGCAACGAGCGGUUUCAGUAUUCCUUCAAGUGCGUUCGUGAUUCCUUGAUGCCUCUAGUCCCCAUGGAUGUGCUCCCAAAGAAAAGGGAUAGAAAAAAAAAAACGACGCUCUUAAAAUAUGCUGCGCUAGAUGAUGCCCCUACGGGUACACAGAACGCCAUGCCACUUGUCCGUCGUGGAAAUCUGGCUACUCGGAAGAAUAACGAAUCUACCAAAGGAAGGGAAAUCCUGGACCCCCGAUCGCUUCUCCUAGCCAACAUGAAUAAGGCUUUCCAGAAGAACAUCAUAUAA
Plasmodium inui San Antonio 1 is the source of this 1431-nucleotide messenger RNA. RefSeq lists its product as hypothetical. The record is from RefSeq and is a predicted model, not a curated record. Lineage: Eukaryota; Apicomplexa; Aconoidasida; Haemosporida; Plasmodiidae. The transcript is spliced from 11 exons. The coding region runs from base 1 to 1431 and encodes 476 amino acids.